Molecule: messenger RNA, 2004 nt
Organism: Psammomys obesus (fat sand rat)
Lineage: Eukaryota; Metazoa; Chordata; Mammalia; Rodentia; Muridae
Gene: Map2k3
Product: mitogen-activated protein kinase kinase 3
Exons: 14
Coding region: 133-1359 (408 amino acids)
Biological process (GO): MAPK cascade; protein phosphorylation
Molecular function (GO): ATP binding; MAP kinase kinase activity
Source: RefSeq, a predicted model, not a curated record
GCCGCCCGCCCCGGACGCCAGCUCCCGCCGCCUCUCCGCCCGCCGCCCGCCGCCAGCAGCCAUGAGCGCGCCCGGCCCCGGUGUAGCCUGCUGUCCUCUAGAUUAGCGCUCCCCGCCGCCACCGUCCGCAGCAUGGAGUCUCCCGCCGCGAGCCGGCCGGCCACCUUGCCCCAGACCAAAGGCUGCCAUUACUUCCUGGGCUUCCUGAGGGCAUCAAGAAGAGAGCACAGAACUGAGAUGGCUGGCUCUUUCUGCAUAUCUGUCCCUGUCACUCAGCUUUGUUGUCCAGUGGCAUUGAAAGCGACCUCAGUGGAAGGGAAGUUCCGUGUGCUGGCUGAUGGAGGUGCUGGUUUAGUCGAUGUGGGAAAAUCCAAAAGGAAAAAGGAUUUACGGAUAACCUGCAUAACCAAGCCACCCGUGCCCAACCCCACACCUCCCCGGAACCUGGACUCCCGGACCUUCAUCACUAUCGGAGACAGAAACUUUGAGGUGGAGGCUGAUGACUUGGUGACCAUCUCAGAGCUGGGCCGUGGAGCCUACGGGGUGGUGGAGAAGGUGCGGCACGCUCAGAGCGGCACCAUCAUGGCCGUAAAGCGUAUCCGGGCCACUGUGAACUCACAGGAGCAGAAACGCCUGCUUAUGGACCUUGACAUCAACAUGCGCACGGUUGACUGCUUUUACACCGUCACCUUCUACGGCGCCCUCUUCAGAGAGGGGGAUGUGUGGAUCUGCAUGGAGCUCAUGGACAUGUCCCUGGACAAAUUCUACCGGAAGGUGCUGGAGAAGAACAUGACAAUUCCGGAGGACAUCCUGGGCGAGAUCGCUGUGUCUAUCGUGCGGGCCCUGGAGCACCUGCACAGCAAGCUGUCUGUGAUCCACAGAGAUGUGAAGCCGUCCAAUGUCCUCAUCAACAAGGAGGGGCACGUGAAGAUGUGCGACUUCGGCAUCAGUGGCUACCUGGUGGACUCCGUGGCAAAGACAAUGGAUGCUGGCUGCAAGCCUUACAUGGCUCCUGAGAGGAUCAACCCAGAGCUGAAUCAGAAGGGCUACAAUGUCAAGUCUGAUGUCUGGAGCCUCGGCAUCACCAUGAUCGAGAUGGCCAUUCUGCGAUUCCCGUAUGAGUCUUGGGGGACACCGUUCCAGCAGCUGAAGCAGGUGGUGGAGGAACCAUCCCCACAGCUUCCAGCUGACCAGUUCUCCCCUGAGUUUGUGGACUUCACUAGCCAGUGCCUAAGGAAGAACCCCGCGGAGCGCAUGAGCUACCUGGAGCUGAUGGAGCACCCUUUCUUCACCUUGCACAAAACUAAGAAGACGGACAUUGCUGCAUUUGUGAAGGAGAUCCUGGGAGAAGACUCAUAGGGGACUGGCUUGGGACCCCACUGGUCUGCCAGCGUCCAUACCCCUCUGCUGGGGCAGCAUCACCCUGCAGCCAUAAGCUACUGCCAAUCUGGCCCUGGGCAUCCCAGGAGGAAUUGAGGGGGUUGUUCCUGUCUGGCUGUGCAACUAGCUGCCCCAAACGCCAAAGAACCAGACCUCAGGGGGUCCUAGCCAGGCCCUAUGGGCCCCACAGUGCCUCUGCUGUUGCUGCUCCCAGGGUCUCAGGCCUCCACUCAAGGGAAGAAUUUGGAGGGGCCUGCGUACCCCGGCAGAUGCUGUUGCCUCUUGAAGAGCAGGCAGCCAGUGCCUGUAUGGACAGGCUAUAUAUAGCCUUGGUAUUGUCCUGGAUGCCACCCAGGUUGUAUAUAUAUUUUAAACCACAACUGAAAGACUUCAUAUACUGUGGCCUGGUUGGGGACAUCUCUGUCCCAUCUUAGGUGCUGAGGACACACUAUGGGGAUGAGCCAUGUGAAUCCCCUAAGACUUUCCUGGGAGACGUGUUGAGCUGCCCAAGGCCCUCACCCAGCACUGGCCAGUGGUCUCUAAGGGGCACACUGACCUAGCCCCUGGCCACCACCUCCACUGGCAUCUGUCUUUCUUUUUAAACUAUUAUCCUUGUUGCCUUUC